Molecule: messenger RNA, 1072 nt
Organism: Capsicum annuum
Lineage: Eukaryota; Viridiplantae; Streptophyta; Magnoliopsida; Solanales; Solanaceae
Product: E3 ubiquitin-protein ligase SGR9, amyloplastic
Exons: 3
Coding region: 52-927 (291 amino acids)
Biological process (GO): ubiquitin-dependent protein catabolic process
Molecular function (GO): ubiquitin protein ligase activity
Source: RefSeq, a predicted model, not a curated record
AUCCCAAAAACUCCAACUUUCAAACCAAACUAAACCACAUGAUUUCCCAUAAUGGAAAAAAUAGAUCAAAUAAUUUCCUCAGAAACUAUUAUCAUGUCUACACUUUCUACCUUCACUUCUCAUCAACUUUCUGAUCUAACCCUCUACUUCUCCUCCCUCCACAACCGUUAUCGCCGCCGUAUUCUCUCUCUCCUCUCAUCUCCGACCUUGUUUUCUCUCACCUUACGUUACGUUCACUCUCUCUCUCUACACAAAAAAUCCCUCCUCAUUGCCAAACACCUUUUGUCUAAACUAGCUAUUUUCAUUCAUUUCAUGCAUAAUGAUACUAUCAUGCCUCCAUCAUCAACCACCUCUAUGAAACACCGGGAUCUAGAUGCUGUUCUCCUUCUCCUCCUGCUCUGUGAAAUACGUCAACAUGAUCCUGACGCGCUGAAUCUCCCUCCAUCAAGGUGGCGCCUUGUUAUUUGUCAAUAUAUAGCAAAAGAUGCACUAAAAUUCUCUAGCAUUAGUUGUUCCAACAGAGAAAUCAUAAUGAAGUUUAUUGAGCUGCUGGCAAAGUGCAAGAACUUUAUCAAUGCCAUGACACAUACAGGUGAUAGUAUUGGAGAAAAAGAUAUGAAAGAGGUGGCGACAUCGGUGAUGAUAGUAGUGGCACUACCAUCGAUAGAAGCGAGCGACAACGGCGAAGACACCAAGGAGUGUGUGAUAUGUAAAGAAGACAUGAAAAAGGGAAGAGAUGUUUGUAAAUUGCCAUGCCAUCAUACAUUUCAUUGGAUAUGUAUAUUGCCUUGGUUGAAAAAGAGGAACACGUGUCCAUGUUGCAGGUUUCAACUACCGUCUGAUGAUGUUUUUGUUGAGAUCAGACGGUUGUGGGAGGUUGUGGCCAAGAUGAAUGAUAGUGCAAAGUUUGUUAAAGAGUUUUGUUAAUUGGGAGGUUUAUUUUCUCUAUAGUUUAAAAUAUUUUUUAUAUUAAUAUAAUCAUAGGUAGGUCAAUCAACUAAACGAUUACUAUAUGAGUUUUUUUACAAUUUUUUUACUAUCGUAGUUAUGAUUUGUUAUUAUUGCUGCAAAA